UAAAUAGAUAGUGUUUGUUUAGAUGUCGGAUGGUAGGAAUCAAUUCUCUAGACAUACUAUGAGCUGAACAAACAGAAACGAUACAGCAGGCUUCAUAUUGACGAGAAAGAAUUUCAAAAGGUGGAUGAUCAGUUGAGAUUUUUUUGAGAAGGAUAAACUAAAGUCAUGGUUAAAAUUAUCAUCUUGCUUCUCUUCGUCGUUACUGCAGAGUUGAAUGCUAAGUUUUCUGAUUGGAAUGGAUGGUCAGCUUGUUCAUCGCUCUGUGGAAAAGGAACAAAAUCUCGCGAAAGAGUUUUGAAGGACGAUAUCAAUGGUACAUGUUACAGUACAAUCAUUGAGAAGCAAGAAUGUCAAAAUAAUUGUCGAACUUUAAGAAAUGUAGCCCUGGGAAAACGAGCCACUGCAUCCAGUCAAUUUUUGAACGUUUAUCCAGCUGGAAUGGCAAUUGAUGGAAUAACAAGAAAUAGCUUAAACGGAAAAAGCUGCAUGCAUACUGCAAAAGAUAAGAAACCUUGGUUAAGAAUUGAUUUAAAUGGAAAUGCUGUUGUGGAGAAGGUUGUCAUUCAUAAUCGUGCAGACUGCUGUACUGAGCGAUUAAAUAAUCUUGUCAUCAGGAUUGGAAAUAAUGCAACAGGUGUUGGAAACGAUGUUUGUGGUCGUCAAGAAAGCAUGAAAAAUGUUGAAAAACUCUCUGUAUCUUGCUGUAACCUGUUAGAAGGUCGAUAUGUGCACGUCACAAUUCCAGGACCUCAGUUUUUACAUAUAUGCGAAGUUGAAGUUUUAGGGAAUAUGAUAUCAGAUCUCGCCUAUGAUAAAUCAGCUACGCAGAUAAGUACUCAUAGUUCGCCUUAUGUUGCUGGCAAGGCACUUGACCGAAAUACAGCUACUUAUACACAUACAACAUCGACGAACAAACCAUGGUGGAGGGUUGAUUUGGGUAAGAAUGCUUACAUUCGAAAGGUUAUCGUCAAUGGCCACUCAAGUUAUGCAAAAAAUGCUGACGUCACAGUAGAAGAUGGUUCCAGCAAGCACUGGUGUGGUGACACAGGCAGUGUAAGUAGCAAGGUCAUUGUUGUAUGUCCAAAGAUGUUGCUUGGACGAUAUGUAAGAAUACAGCUCCGCACGACUGGCACUCUUGUAAUGUACGAAGUAGAGGUAUUGGGAUAUUACCCAGAAUAAUAACCUGUAUCACGUGAUCCUUGUAUUUAUCAAUGAUGGAGAUAAUAUACAAACAUGUUUCA
Messenger RNA from Hydractinia symbiolongicarpus, 1241 nucleotides. Its product is annotated as pentraxin fusion protein-like. Lineage: Eukaryota; Metazoa; Cnidaria; Hydrozoa; Anthoathecata; Hydractiniidae. The transcript is spliced from 7 exons. The coding region runs from base 166 to 1179 and encodes 337 amino acids. The record is from RefSeq and is a predicted model, not a curated record.